Messenger RNA from Prunus armeniaca (apricot), 393 nucleotides. The record is from the annotation of a GenBank genome assembly. NCBI's taxonomy places the organism in Eukaryota, Viridiplantae, Streptophyta, Magnoliopsida, Rosales, Rosaceae.
AUGAAUGUAGGUCAAGCCCCGACAACAACCUAUGACCGUUUCCCGCCAUACCAGAUUACAAAUCAAGCUCCCUACCGAACGGCACCUACUGUGUCUGCUCUUUACACUACAGGAGAUAAGCGAAGGGACAGAUUUCAAGGUCGGCAGGAUGGAGGUAAACGCAAUAAAGAGCCGAGUGAACAAGUCGAUUUCCAAAACCCAAAAAGGGCUCGACCAGAAGAAGUCUUUACCUCGAUCAACUCAACUUACGAACAUGUCUUCAUGACUGAAAAACAGAUGAUUCCAAAGCCAAGCAGCCAAAAGCUCUCUCAAUUGGUCGACAAAGAUACCGAAGUAUUCUGCUGCUACCACCAAUACAAUGGCCACAAUACCGAAUCAUGCAUCGCCCUCUGA